Eutrema salsugineum is the source of this 3266-nucleotide messenger RNA. Its product is annotated as kinesin-like protein KIN-7I. Gene Ontology annotation, biological process: microtubule-based movement. Gene Ontology annotation, molecular function: microtubule motor activity; ATP binding; microtubule binding. The transcript is spliced from 12 exons. NCBI's taxonomy places the organism in Eukaryota, Viridiplantae, Streptophyta, Magnoliopsida, Brassicales, Brassicaceae. The record is from RefSeq and is a predicted model, not a curated record. The coding region runs from base 213 to 3266 and encodes 1017 amino acids.
GGUCUAAACAUUUCCAAUUGGCCAUGCAGACAUGUUCUCUCUUAGACAGCUCAAUCAGGGAAAAUAAACUUGAGGAAGAAGAAAUUACAGAGGGGUUUUGACUCAGAGAAAUUAAAACUCUUCUUUAGUUUCAUCCCUCACAAUUACAAUCAAAACAUGGAUUUCUCUCAAUUCGUAGCAGUCCGGUGAAGAUCAAAAGAGAAAAAGAAAAGAUGUCGGCGGCAGGAGAAGAGAAGAUACUUGUGUCGGUGAGGGUUAGACCUCUAAACGAGAAAGAGAAGACGAGAAAUGAUAGAUGUGAUUGGGAAUGCAUCAACAACACCACAAUCAUCUGCAAGUCCCAUAACUUGCCUGAUAAGCCUUCCUAUACAUUUGACAGAGUGUUUGGAUUCGAAAGCCCCACGAAGCAAGUGUAUGAUGAUGGAGCCAAAGAGGUUGCACUUUGUGUCCUCUCCGGAAUUAACUCGAGCAUCUUUGCGUAUGGACAGACAAGUAGUGGAAAAACGUACACGAUGACUGGAAUCACUGAAUUUGCAAUCGAUGAUAUCUUUCUUUACAUUGAAAAGCAUAAACAAGAAAGAAAAUUCACUCUAAAAUUCUCAGCGAUGGAGAUUUACAAUGAAGCUGUGAGGGAUCUCCUUUGUGAAGAUAGUAAUACUCCACUUAGGCUUCUAGAUGAUCCAGAGAGAGGAACGGUCGUUGAGAAACUCAGAGAGGAGACUCUCACAGACAGAAACCAUCUAGAGGAACUCCUUUCUAUAUGCGAGACUCAGAGGAAGAUUGGAGAGACGUCUUUGAAUGAGACUAGCUCCAGAUCUCAUCAGAUUCUCCGGCUGACAAUUGAAAGCUCGAACCGAGAAGAUAGCUCGGCGAUUCUUGCAGCAUCAGUGUGCUUUGUUGAUCUAGCAGGAAGUGAACGAGCUUCUCAGACAUUAUCGGCUGGUUCAAGGCUCAAAGAAGGUUGUCAUAUCAAUAGAAGUUUACUUACUCUUGGAACCGUCAUCCGAAAACUCAGCAAAGGGAAAAAUGGGCACAUACCAUAUCGAGACUCGAAGCUAACUCGUAUACUUCAGAACUCAUUAGGAGGAAACGCAAGAACUGCCAUCAUCUGUACAAUGAGCCCUGCUCGUAGUCAUAUGGAACAAUCAAGAAACACGCUUCUCUUUGCGACUUGUGCUAAAGAGGUGACCACAAAUGCUCAAGUCAAUAUGGUUGUGUCUGAGAAAGCUUUGGUGAGGCAACUGCAGCGGGAACUGGCGAGAAUGGAGAAUGAGUUGAAGAAUCUUGGGCCUGCUUCUUCUUCUUCUUCAGCUUCUGAUGAGUUCUAUGCAUUGCUCAAACAGAAAGAGGAGUUGAUUGCAAAGAUGGAGGAACAGAUUCAAGAACUUAAAUGGCAACGAGAUGUAGCUCAAUCUCAGGUAGAGAAUUUACUUAAAUCAACAGCGGACGAGAGAUCUUCUUCAAGUUCAAUGGGUAACAGAAGAAGAAGCAGCUACGAUUCAACGGAUUUUGAUGAGCCUCGUAUGCUAAAUAACUUGGGGAAGAGUAACUUCUACUCUCCUGAUGAGGAUAGUUUCCUGUUGGAAGAUACUACACCUCAGUUUCCGGGGCAUGAUUUCUGCGAUAAGUGGGAGGAGAUGGCUCAAAAAACCACCCAAGAACCAGAAGAUGCUUGCAAAGAAGUUAGAUGCAUUGAAGUGAACAGUGGAGAAGCAGAACGAGUUGAAAAUCAAGACUCACUUGAUGACAUUGUUGAAAAGAAAGUUGAGUCAUUACCAGCCGAAUAUGAACAAAACUACAAAUCUUUUACGGCCGAUGAGAAAGCUGGAAAUGACGCUAUGGAGUUAGAAAAGGAAGAUAGGGAUUCAUCUUUAAAAACGAUAGAUAUGGAGUUGAGUUUAUCUGCUAAACUUGAAGCCGAAGAUGAGCUAACUACAAACAAGAUAUUAGUAGAAGAAGUCAAAGAUACAGAACCAUCUGUGGAGAAACAGAGGCGAUCUUCAAAGAAAGAAGACACGGAACAGAAUUUGUCUAAGGAUCAGUCAUGUAUGGAAUACGAACAAAACUACAAAUCUUUAAUGGUGGAUGAGAAUGAAGAUAUGGAGUCUGUAAAAGCUAUUGAUAUGGAGCUAAAUGCUAAAGUUGAAGCCGAAGAUGAGGUAAGUUUACACAAGUUAGAAGAAUCACAAGAGACGGAACAAUCUGUGGACAAGGAGGAAACAAAAGCGAGUUGGUCUUCAAAGAAUGAAGACAUGGAACAGAAUUUGUCUAAGGAUCAGUCAGAGCAAUAUGUACUAGGCUCCGAGAAAGAUGAUAAUACAUAUGAGGCUCUGAAGAAAAAGGUGAAGGAAAUGCAGAAGACGAUUGAAUACUUUAUGAGUAUGCAAUCAGCAGAAGAGAAACAAUCUCCCUCAUUCAAUACGGUAGAUGACAACACGAGUCCAGGAGAAAGCUUCAAGAUGAGAAGAAGCCGAAGUUGCAGAGAAAAUCUCUUGUUUACAAAGGCGCUCGCUGCAGCUGCUAGUGGACGCUUCACAUUCAAGAACUCCAAUAACACAUCCUUUGAUUUAGAUAACACUGCCUCCAUUGAUGCACAGAGCACAAAAGAUUCCGACACAGAGACUAGCAGUAGUAGCUUCCAUGAAUUUAUAGCAGGACUUAAAGAAAUGGCAAUGCAGCAACAUUCGCUGAAUACUGAAACAGAGAAGAUUAAGCCUGAAAGCACAGAUGAUAGCGGCGCGAAAGCAGAGUUUGAGAGACAGCAAAGGCAAAUAAUCGAGCUUUGGGAAGUAUGCAAUGUGCCUUUGGUUCACAGAACAUACUUUUUCUUGCUCUUCAAAGGCGAUCCAUCAGACUUUGUUUACAUGGAAGUUGAACUCAGAAGGCUAUCUUUUCUCAAGGAUUCGCCGGAGACGUUGAGGAAACAAACUGCCAAGGCUUUAAAACGGGAGAGAGAAUUGUUAGCUAAGCAAAUACCAAAGAAGUUUGGAAAGAAGCAAAAAGAAGAAGUUUACAAGAGAUGGGGUGUUGAAUUGAGCUCAAAGCAGAGGAGCAUGCAAGUAACUCACAAACUAUGGAUCAAUAUCAAAGACAUUGAGCAUUGCCAAAACAGUGCUUCUCUUGUGGCUAGUUUGGUUGGAUUUGAUGACUCAACUCUGACUCAAAAGGAAAUGUUUGGCCUUAGCUUCUCACCUACAACAACACUCAACAUUAGAUCCUCUGGCUGGAGAUUUUCCAACUCUUUCUCUCGUAUUAGCUUGACCUGA